This is a messenger RNA of Ictidomys tridecemlineatus (thirteen-lined ground squirrel), 3027 nucleotides long. The record is from RefSeq and is a predicted model, not a curated record. Lineage: Eukaryota; Metazoa; Chordata; Mammalia; Rodentia; Sciuridae.
ACACUCUACUAUGGCCUUAAUCUGCUCAUCCCCUGUGUACUCAUCUCAGCUCUGGCCCUGCUAGUGUUCUUGCUCCCUGCAGACUCUGGGGAGAAAAUCUCCCUUGGGAUCACAGUUUUACUGUCUCUAACUGUCUUCAUGCUGCUUGUAGCAGAGAUUAUGCCUGCAACAUCUGAUUCAGUGCCAUUGAUAGCCCAGUACUUUGCCAGCACCAUGAUCAUUGUGGGCCUCUCUGUUGUGGUGACAGUGAUUGUGCUGCAGUAUCACCACCAUGACCCUGAUGGGGGCAAGAUGCCUAAGUGGACCAGAGUCAUUCUUCUUAACUGGUGUGCAUGGUUCCUGCGCAUGAAGAGGCCCGGGGAAGACAAGGUCCGCCCAGCUUGCCAGCACAAGCAGCGACGCUGCAGCCUGGCCAGUGUGGAGUUGAGUGCGAGUGCAGGGCCUCCUACCAGCAACGGGAACCUUCUGUACAUCGGCUUCCGAGGCCUGGAGGGCAUGCACUGCGCCCCGACCCCUGACUCUGGGGUUGUGUGUGGCCGCAUGGCUUGUUCCCCUACACAUGAUGAGCACCUUCUGCAUGGUGGACAGCCCUCAGAGGGGGACCCAGACCUGGCCAAGAUCCUGGAGGAGGUCCGCUACAUUGCCAACCGCUUCCGCUGCCAGGAUGAGAGUGAGGCUGUCUGUAGUGAGUGGAAGUUUGCAGCCUGCGUGGUGGACCGCCUGUGCCUCAUGGCCUUCUCAGUCUUCACCAUCAUCUGCACCAUUGGCAUCCUCAUGUCAGCUCCAAACUUCGUGGAGGCUGUGUCCAAAGACUUUGCAUAACAUCACCCAGUUCUAUACACGUAGGAAAUGCACAGAUAGGCAAAGUGGUUGUUGGUGAGAAUUCUGUGUGGUAAACUCACAGCAGCAUUAAAUGUGACAACUCUGAUGUAUCCUUUGUGGCUGUCAAUCCUGAUGGUUACAGGUUUCCUUGUUACCUUCAGUAAAAGGAUCUUAGUAUUUUUCUGUUUGAUAUCUUAUGCAUACCAUUGGCACAUCACUAUGUUCAGCAGGGCCACUGUACAGUCAUUUUGCCUAUUUGUUCUCUUUCUGGAGAGCCAUUUAGAGAGAUCUCUGUGGCUCCAGACUGCCAGGGCAGGCCUGUACAGUUGGUUUUGCAUGCUUGCAUGUCAUUUGCCAUAAGGCCCACAUAAAAAUUCAACGUGUGCUUUUGCCUGUGUACAAACCUAGAUUAAAACUAAUGAUAAUAAACCACUCACUAAAUCCAUUCUAAUAAUUGACUUGUGAAAGAAAAAAAAAACUAAAACCUAUCUGCUGGCUUUUCUGUAGUUCAACUAUAUAUUUUUUCUCUACCGAUGAGAGUCGGUAGAGAGAACAGUUGUAUGCUGUUUAUAGAAGAGAAUGAGACAGACACUGUGUGUGUAUGUGUGUGUUUCUUGUAAACUAUGUUUAUACCAGCUGACUAAUUUUUACAAACCUAUUCUUUUGAGAAAAAUCAGAGGGACUCAAGUUUGUGUCAAUUCCAAUAUAGGACCAGACCCAGUCAAGUGUGCAUGAGAGGCUGUGUCCCCUGUAGAUCCUAGAUGACUCCCAAGAUUCACGUGCUACCCCUCGACACUGUUCUGUUCUGCAAAAUUCAAAGGACAAAUAGGGUUCUGUGAGAAAUACCAGCUCGAAGGAAUAACUGAAGCUAAGUUACACACUUUAAUGUGCUUUUUUAAAAAUAAGAAUGUCUUAGAUGCUUCAUACUUGUUGGAGAUGAUUCGUUUUAGAAGAAUGUCCAUCCAAUGCACAUCGUAAAAUGAGCAUAUUAUUUGGCUUUUUCUCCAUGUGACAGGGCCAGGAGGCAGGGACUGGGACCUCUCUGGGCCCCUGUGUAGUAAGAACUGGGGAGGGGAUGGUGGCUUUCUGAGAUGCCCAUCAGUAGCAGUCAACAUGGAGGAGCUGUCAGAACAUCAGAGGCUGCACAGCAAUAAGCCCUGGUUUCUGACUUUUGGGGUUCUGCCUCCUUAUAGCUUGUUCACCCCAGUUUCAACACAGAAAGUUGGCUCAGGGUUAAUGGGUGAUUCACUGGAGAUGUGUUCUAAAGACAAGAACAAUUUCAAUUUUUUAACCUAAGAGGGGACACCAUAUCCCACUGAGAUUAGCAGGUAGUAAUCACUAUUGCCUCUUCUUGGUUGUUAUUGUUUUUAAUGAGAUCAGAAGGUAAUUCACCAAGAAAAACCUCUGUGGUUCUAUUGUGUCAUUCAGUAACUGCUCAAAGCUCAAAACUGUGCUUCUGAGCUCCUAGAAAUCUUUAAUCUGCAUCCAACCACUGAGUGGGGCACAUCAUGAAAGAUUAGAUUUUCAGAUCAAAAGAAAUUGCCAUCCAUUUCACUAAUUUCUGAGUAAUGCCUAUAAAUUCACUUGUUUAGAGAAAAUGAAGGUUUGUGUGUUUUAUGUGUGCAUGGGUGCGUGCAUAUGUGCAAGUGCCUGUGUGUGCAACUUAAGAGAACUUGUUUACAACAAGAAGGUUGAUAAACCACAAGACUCUAGCAAAAUGCUAUUUGGAGCAGGGUCAUCCACCCAUUCUACAUGGUGUGGACAAAUGAUGCACAAUGUUGUUUUUGUUUUUCCUAUUGAGGUGUCUUUAGAAACAAAUAGAAGUGUUUGAUUUAAAAAGAGAGAGCUUCGUUUCUUAUUGUUACAUGAAAUUAAUCUCUACCAUAUACUUUUCUGCUUUAAAAAAGAGAACAUUUUUCAUUUUGUAUUUUAUACAGAAAAACAUAAAAAGCAAAUAAAAGUUUAUCAUUUUGACCACCCAAAUAACUAUUCUGUCAUUGAUAAUAAUAAUUAGGAAUUAACUCUCCACAAAAUUAGAAAAAUGUGUAUGGUUAGAAACAGAAACCUUCCUUAUCCUAGUCACUUGAGAAGUUGAGGCAGGAAAUCACAAGUUGGAGGCCAGCCUCAACAACUUGGGAAAACCCUUCCUCAAAAAAAAAAAAAAAUUAAAAAGGUGUGGAAUUGGCACAAAGGUAGAGCAUCUGU